Molecule: messenger RNA, 1321 nt
Organism: Cyprinus carpio (common carp)
Lineage: Eukaryota; Metazoa; Chordata; Actinopteri; Cypriniformes; Cyprinidae
Product: ADP-ribose glycohydrolase MACROD1-like
Biological process (GO): peptidyl-glutamate ADP-deribosylation; DNA damage response; purine nucleoside metabolic process
Cellular component (GO): nucleoplasm
Molecular function (GO): ADP-ribosylglutamate-[protein] hydrolase activity
Source: RefSeq, a predicted model, not a curated record
AUGGCGUUUCAGAUGUCAAAACUUGCUGCAAAGUGCUGCCCUCCCCGGGGGUCUUACGUAAAGCAGACAGAAAAGCUUUACUCCGUGGAUAAGGAGAACAGGAGGGAAAUGUACAGGGUUGACUUCAUUCCUCUGGAGAAGAGUCCCUCAGGUGACUCCUCUUGUAAGCCUCGGUACAAAGUCAAUGAACAGCUGAAUAAGAAGAUAUCCCUCUUCAGUGGUGACAUCACAAAACUGGAGAUCGAUGCAAUCGCCAACGCAGCUAACAAGACACUUCUGGGUAGUGGAGGAGUGGAUGGUGCCAUUCAUCGUGGGGCUGGUCCUCUGUUAAGGAAGGAAUGUGGCACCCUGAACGCCUGUGAAACCGGGGAGGCCAAGAUCACUGGAGCAUACGGUCUGCGUGCAAAAUAUGUUAUUCACACCGUGGGGCCAAUAGUCCAUGAUUCAGUGGUGGUGGGGGGGGGGGGGGGGCGAGCACUGAGAAACUGUUAUUAUAACUGUCUGCACACACCAACUAAGAACCACCUGCGGACUGUGGCUUCUCCCUGCAUCUCUACUGGAGUGUACGGAUAUCCCCCUGAUCAAGCAGUCGAAGUUGCCCUGAGAACAGUGAGAGAAUACCUGGAGCAAAACCACGAGAAGCUGGACCGGGUCAUCUUCUGUGCGUUUCUGAAGUCUGACAAAGAGCUCUAUGAAACAAUGUUGCCUGCAUACUUCCCACAAGGUUCACCGCCAAAGAGCAAAUUAUGAGAGGAUGGCAUAGUUGCUGUGGAAACGCCACACAAGCUGCUUUUCCAUCACAUCACUGUCUGGCUUUUACCUGAUGCAGCCCCUACAAACAACAACAACAACAGCUGCCUGACACCACCUGAUUUAUUCAUAUCACCAAACCAGUGCUCCACGGAAUUCAAUGAUUGCUAUUAGCUUCCUGUUGGGAGUCAUAUUGCUAUUGGAUUUGUGUUAAUAUUAAUAACAAUGUGGGCUUACAAGUGGUAGUUCACCCAAAAAUUACACAUAGAUAGCAUUUCUUUCUUCUGUUUUUCUUAUUUUUAUUUUAUGUAUUUAUUUUUUGUCUGUACAGUGGAAGUGAGUAGGGUCCAUCUCUGUUUGAACCCCAACAUUCUUCAAAAUAUCUUCGACAGAAGAAUGAAUGUGUGAUAUUUUUAGGUGAAACAGAAAAAGUAUUGCUUCAUAUAUAAUAUUUUUCCCCUCAGUUGAUUACAGAAAUAAUAUCAUAGCUGUGCAUGACCAUUUGUCUCAAAUUCUGUGUCUUUCAAAUCUAUUUAUGGCUUACUCUUAUUAUUACUCCUUCCAGGAACAA